Leishmania braziliensis MHOM/BR/75/M2904 is the source of this 4503-nucleotide messenger RNA. RefSeq lists its product as hypothetical. The transcript has a single exon. The coding region runs from base 1 to 4503 and encodes 1500 amino acids. The record is from RefSeq and is a predicted model, not a curated record. Lineage: Eukaryota; Euglenozoa; Kinetoplastea; Trypanosomatida; Trypanosomatidae.
AUGCUGGUCUUUGCAGCAGCUGCGGAUGUUACUGCGCUGCGUCGCGCUGUCGCCGCUCUUGCAGGGCCGGCCACAUCGAUGAACUACUCUGAUGAGCUUCCCAGAGAAGAGAGUGGGGAUGCUGAACGGACAAGUGUCACUGUUGGUGCCGCUCGAGGCGCAUUCAAGCACGACACGUGGAUUUUCGCUUCUGCUUCAGACUCAUGCAGCUUGCUGUCUGAAAUGCCAGACUCGCUGAGGCAUCUCUCGCCCGCACAGUAUCAGAUGGCUUCGGUCGAGCUGCGGCAAUGGAAACAUUUGCUGAGUCACAGACACGUGCCUCAACAGCAUACAAGGGCCUCAUGCACCAUCGGUCAUGCAACUCGUGACAAUCAAGUCAACGACACGACUGUCAGGGCACGCACAAGUACGGCGGCUACAGGCAAUGUAGACAAUUUGCUUUUCUGUCAGCAGCGCGUCGACACUGUCUCCAGCGCCGAGUGCACUGGGCACUUAUCCCUUCUGUGGGCCCGCGUUCCACACACCACUUCAGAUGCGGAGUUUGCCGAUUUCGGUGCCACGCGCUCUCCGGCCUGCGCUGCACCUGAUGGCGUCGCAGACAGCUCUUUUCCAUCAAGACAUCACCUGCUGUGUGUCGACGUUGGCGGCAUGUACUUGCCGAUUUCAUGGGAACAUCCCGUGGCAGAGCGCACACAAAAUGCACCGCCGCAGCCCGCAGAGUCGGCCGCCACGAAGGCAGCGUGUGCCUCGAGGAGGCCGAAUGCGGUGCGCAUUGUACAUGGCCAUGCCCAACCGAAACAGACGUCAUUCUCCGAUGCACACUGUAGCAGUACCAGAGGCAUGACAGACGAGAGGGAAGCUGAGGUGUCUCAGAGUCUAUGGCGCGUGUUGCAGGAGCGCUUUACGGCUGCAACGCGUAGUUGUCCGUUCAGGCCGGAGGCCUGCGCCACAGCGAGUCCGCUGACACUCACGGAGGUAUGGGUGGUACCUCUGCUGACCGCGGACAACGACAAUGAUGAGCCUCUGAACAGUGCAACUCUAGCCAUUUCCGCCUUUCCGAAGCUUGUAGACGAAAAGUAUCAACACAACUCCGCUGAUUUCGUCUCUGUUAAUGGCGACGGCGUGCGAUCCUUUCGUCUAGCGCGCCAUCCCCCCACCCACGUGCUUCGCAUCGCUGGAGAUGAUGACGCCCGUUUAACCAACCCGUUAUCUUUUGCCACGUGCCAGGCUUCAGUGCUGGGGUCGCGCAAGAGGCACCGUGACAAGACGACGGGGAGAGGAGAUGGGGCAGACGAGAGACAGUGGUUGACUACACACGUCACACAUCCGUUACAGGACGCUGUCUUUCUGCGUGCUUGCAGCUGCGACUGCGGCAGCACCGACACUGCGCCACCGGAGCUACCUGCUGUGCGGCUUCGGAUACUAGAGCGCGGCUUCCUGCUUCGCAGCUGUUACUUCUCCGAGUGGUGCUGCGCCGCUGACUUUGACAUCACGGGUAGCUUUCUCAGUCCAUAUCUGGGCAAGCGGACAAGGAGUACAACGUCGCACCACGCCUUCUACAGUGCACUGCGGCGGUGCGUACUGGCCGAAGACGCACUUGUGCAGCACAUGGUGGAAAAGGAGGCGGCAAAGCUGGUCGCGUCAUGUGAAUCACCCUCUGGCGCUGACGUCUCGAGUACCUCCAGAGUAGCCGCGCCACAACAGAGCACCACCGAGGAGGGGCUCUUCAAGGAUAGCACCCUUGAGGGGGGCAGCGCGGGCGACACUGGCGCUCAUGGGAGUGAGCGGGUGUGGCCAGUAGAGGAGCUGUGGAAUCUGUGGGUUCGACUGGAGUGGAUACCUCCAUUGACGUGGCAGCGUGUGCGUGUGCGUCUGCAGUUCUCUGAAGGCCUUGGGCCGGGAAAGGUACGCCGGUGCUGUAUUCGGGAGCUGUCACCGCGCGCUCUUCUGGGAUUCCUGUCACGGGUGGCAACCGCAGUGAAUGUGGCGUACAUUGAAGCGAAGCAGCUACGGCAAAUUGAUGAUUCUCGAGCUAACUGUGUGACUGCGGACGCCGAGGGCGAUGACGAUGCCGUCGGCGCAGACCUCGGCGGGGUGAUUGACGUGAGUCUUGCGGACAGUCGCCAGAGGAACAUACCGUUUUCUUUGGCUGCUCGACGUGAGUCUUUGGUGCAGGUGCGGCGACUACUUGAGUUUCGGGCAGCUCUACCGGUGGCCGCCGAACUUGUGACCCGGCAGCUGUCGGCGGGGCCAUCCGAUGUUGGCAUUGCGGCUCCUUGCAUCCCCACUGUUGACCCGCACCCUAUCACUGCCUUCCGUGACGUUGCUGUGGGUUCUCCUGCUCUCAGCGCCGCCGCACGUGACCUCGCAGCGGAUAUUGCCGCCACGACGGUGCUUUCUGCCUCGCACCCCGCAGCAUCCCCGGCAGGCAGUGCUGCUGAUGUCGCGACGUUUGCAAUGGCGUGGCUUCGUGGUGUGCUCGAGUCCCCUGCUCUGCUCCUCCCUCCGCUCGGUGUGUCUGGCGAGAUGGAUGAGAGAGACAGUGCCGAGGGCUCGUCGUGCGGUGCUCGCAUCCAUUUUUCCAGCAGGAGCGCGGUAGACAAGGAGACGGCGACGCUAACUGCACUGCUCGCGCGCCGAUCGCCAUUUCAGCCGGAGAAAUCGCUCCAGGAUGGGCUGGAAGUUUCCAUGACUUCAUAUCCUCUGCCGAUCCUGCCACCGUCCUCUCUGUCAGCCGCAGAGAUGUACUGCGAGGCUGCCGAUGUGGCAGAGCUGCGCUGGUCUUCCCCACAACCCACCGCCACCACAGAUUAUCACGCCGCUUUCUCAGCCGCUGCUUCAAAAACUCCUGCGCCAGGGGCGCCGAGUUCGGCAUUUGGGACUGCGUCCUGUUGCGCCGUCGCGUGUGAGGAAGUGGCACGGCUGGCACGCACGAAGACGGCGGCCGAGAUCGCCAAUGUGUUCCGCACAUCGCAUCAGCAACUCAGCGCCACAAACCCAUUGGCUGCUUUUCUCUACACGCGCUGCGUUAGAUAUCUCCAGGAGCAAGGCGUCCUGACCGUUAUGUCACCAUCAGGAGAGGGGUGCGGCGAGAGAGACUUGAGCGAUCCUGGAAGAGAUGAUGAGAGCGUAUCACGUGAUAGUUGUGCGGCGCCACAGUCUGCAGCGGCAGCGUCCUGCUCUUUAUUCCACUCUCCCAUGCCGCAGCAGGAAGGCUGCGGCCAGGGCGGAGCGGCUGGCGUGUCUUUGCCCGAGAAUGGUGAUUGCCUUGAGGACGAAAGUGGGCCGUCAGGGGAGGGCGAUGCCGUGAACACCCUACUGGCGGAGACUGUAGUGCGCGUCGUUCAGCAGAACAAGUCGGUAGUGCGACGCAUACUAGCUCUUAUUCAGUCCUACAGUUGCGUCCUCACUGAAGCAACAGCAGAGGUCAACAGCGGUGCACCAUUUGUCUCCAACACGCACAGGGCAGCGGCGGCUGAGAGCGUUGACCGUCAGCCAAAAGACGCCGUUGCGCAGGACUUAUGGCACUGCCUUGUACCGGAGAGAAAUGCUGCCAUGCGUGUGAAUGGCGCGGUGGGUCAGCCAUCAUCGUGUGCCAAAGCGACGGCGCAACGCCUUCUGCAGGCAUUUUGGACGAAUGUCGCCGCGACGGCCCGCCUGCACCUGUGCAAUCAGCUGGAUGCCUCGUCAGGUAGUGAGGUGGACUCAACCAGCGAUUCGGAGGAGGAGGAGGAGGAGUUGGCAGGGGGAUCACCAUCACUGCCCACAAGGCGUGGCGGGGCGGUCUGUUUGCCAGCGGAAGCGGCAGCAUCAACAUAUUCAGAGGUGCAGCACGGUUUUAUUGCCAAACAAAGUGGUGCCAAUUCUAAGGUGACUAAGUCGAGCAUAUCGUUGCCUUCGUCUCGAGAACAGGCGCAUACUUCUCCUGCUUUUCCCUUGCUUUCCCCUACGUUGCUGUCCCGUCAGCUUCCUUCGCCGAUCCCUGCCACACACCCCUCUGGAGUGUCGAUCCAGGCGGUUCGUGGGCUGGAUGGGGCAAAGGCGAUGGCCCUCUAUGUUCAACACAUUCUGCGGUGCUUCAACUCCACCGGUCAUCAGCAAAGUCAAACCCAACUUGGAAGCUGCCCAUUGCCCAGUUGCGCAACGGAGGCGCCUUGGAGAGCACCACCCACCAUGGGGGACACAGCAGCAUCGCACGACAACCCUUGGCAGCCCAACUACUGGCUUCACCAUGCGCUCUUUCUUCUGAGCUACGGACUCGCAUGCCCCCCUGAUCAGUCGGCGGUGUCCACUGGUGCAGCUACCACCCCAGCGGACGCCUGUUCAAAGGGAUGCCACUUUGUGUGCUCCUGCUCAGGCGAUGACCAAUUCGCACUACCGCCGCCGCCGGCACUCGCGGCGUUUCGCACCUUACGUUGCGGGAAGCUGACGCUUGAUGCGUGGAUUGGCGCGGCCCUGGAGGUGUACCUACAGAGGUGGGAGCUGAGUAUACAGGCCCAGUGA